AUGGCAUCCGAUGGAGAGUGGGUUGCAGGGAAGCAGGUGGAGAGCCCCCUGGAGGUCUAUGAUCAGAUCGCGAGCAAUUCCUUGAAGGCUGCCUCAGUACAAGUAAACGAGAAGACUUUGUUCUACUGCUUGCAGCCCAAGGAAGCUUUGCCGAAGGAAGCAGCUCGGCUUUGUUCCGCCAACCUCAGCAUGAGGUGCAACACAUGCAUCAAGCGCAUCCCGGUCUUCGCACAGCUCCUGGGCGCUGAGGGGAAGCAUGUCUACCUCAAGGAGGAACUGGAUGACGCGAAUGUGAAGGCACUUCGAUCCAUGCGCAACAAGAUCAAGAGCAGCGAGCCUGCUGACUACCAUCUUUUGCCGAUUGACGAGGAAUUCUUCCAGGCCAAUCCCAAGGAGGUGGGUCCUUUUAGUCACGUGCACUUCUUGAAAGAGCAGGUCUCCGAUGCCCAGCUCAGCGAGAGGCUCAAGAAGCUGAAGAAUUAUCUCAACGCAGCUUUGAGAACCGCUUCCAAAGAUUGGUCAACGACCCCAGUUCCCUGA
This is a messenger RNA of Effrenium voratum, 540 nucleotides long. NCBI's taxonomy places the organism in Eukaryota, Dinophyceae, Suessiales, Symbiodiniaceae. The record is from the annotation of a GenBank genome assembly.